This is a messenger RNA of Lactuca saligna, 369 nucleotides long. The record is from the annotation of a GenBank genome assembly. Lineage: Eukaryota; Viridiplantae; Streptophyta; Magnoliopsida; Asterales; Asteraceae.
AUGUUUUUCAUUGCUGAACUUGAUCGGAAAGACAAAAUCACCAAUCAAAAUCAAGAAGAUAUUGAAGUGUUGAAGAAGGAACUGACUGAAAGUAAGAAAGAAAUAUUAUAUUUGAAUGAGAAGAUUAAAGAAAAUGGUGUGAAGAAGAAAGUACCAAAAGAAUGUUCAUCUUCAAGAAGCCCUAUUUUUCACACUGAUGAACAUCACAUCCGUUCUUGCACCAACAAGCUUCACGCUGAGAAAUCACAAGCUGUUCACACUGACAAGCUUCAACCUGAGAAAGUUUGCACUACCAAGAAGUAUCGCAUUGUUAAGACCUUACACACUGACAAAUCAGUUCACACUGAUAAGUUUGAUCAAGCUGACUAG